This is a messenger RNA of Panthera uncia (snow leopard), 3253 nucleotides long. RefSeq lists its product as uncharacterized. NCBI's taxonomy places the organism in Eukaryota, Metazoa, Chordata, Mammalia, Carnivora, Felidae. The record is from RefSeq and is a predicted model, not a curated record. The transcript has 3 exons. The coding region runs from base 25 to 1929 and encodes 634 amino acids.
AAUUUUAGUGCCCACUUUUCAUGUAUGCCAUGGAACAAACAGGAAACUUCACACCAUCCAGAAACAUAUGUGAUCAGUAAGGACCGUGUUUCUUUUCCACAUGAAGUUGCUCCUUGUUUUAAUAACAAAAUGUCACAUUCUGUCUUGUGUUGUCUGUUGGAAAGAAGAGGAGAGGGCAUUCCCUUGACAGCUAGUAGUCAUUUUUUGGACAGUGUUUAUUUAAAGGCUCCAGCUGAGAAUGAGGUGAAAGACAUGAUGGAUUCUUUGGAGGGGUGUGAAAGACAUGAAGAAGGUCAGGGGAAAGAAUUAUCUCAAGGUUUUGAACUAAAGGAGAGUAGAAGUACCUUAGUAUUUUCAGAGGUGUAUCCCAGAUCUUCAGAAAUACAGUCUGUUGAGAGUGUUGUAGUUCCUGAUAAUUCUAUACAAGUUUCAGAAAUACAUAUACACUGUAGGGGACCAGAUACCUCUAAGAUGGAGGUGUCUGGUGGUCCUCUUCAGACUCUUAAAUCCAACUUGGAUGAGACAUCAGAACAACUUUAUUUUCAAGGGGAAAGAGACCGAAAGGCAACUUCUGCUUUUAGUGGAAAAAAUGUUGAUGCUUCUGAAAAUGUAGCCUUUGAGGCAGUUAUUGCCUCUAUUGAGCCUUCCAAGAAAGAGAGUCCAGUAAAUGAAAUCCAAACUGACAUCAAUAAGUCUUUAAUAAAUAAUAGCCAAGAAAGUGAAUCAAAAAAUCCAUAUCUUUCCCUAUUAAAUUAUAAUGAUGAAAGCUCUUUCUCUGAUAAGCUUAGUCAUCCAUGUUAUGAGUCCACUCCUAGGGUGUUUGAAUUAGCAGUUUCAAAACCAUUGUUGCUUAAAAAAGAUAAUGGUGAUAGUUCCCUCUAUUGGCAUCCUAAUUUAAAGUCACUCCCCAGUGCUCCUCAGGAAAUGUUUAUUAAGCCACUUUCUCUUAUUCCAGAGUGGAAGUCAUCUGCUUCUUUGUGUGAAAAAUCUCACAGCCAGGCUGUUGGUCUUGGCACAGCACAGUCAGCUUUAUUUCAGUGUGAUAGAGGCAAUGAACCAUUUCUUCCCACUGGGAAGAUAGAGUCUGUUCCUGUUCUUGACCUUACAGGGAAGGUAGGAUCUUCAAACAUUUUUUAUCCGUUGAAAGUAUGGACUUCAGAUUCGUUGGUUUUACAAGAUUUAAAGCAGCAAACCUUGGAAGAAGUUGCAGAUUCCUCAAACUAUAUUUUGGGUAAGAAUAUAAACUCUAGUAACAUCAUUGAAAGUCCAUCUGCAGGAUGGACUGUAGGAAGCAGCUUUUCAGCAAACUUGGUGACAUGUGAUGCAAAGUCACAAGGUACUUUACCAGUGACCAGUAACGCAUCAUCAGUUGCAGUUGGCCAAGAGACGUUGCUGAAAGCUGAUGUAGGCCAAGAUAAAAUUCCUCGGCCUAUGGGAGCCAAGUCCAGUUUCAUUAUACAUACAAUUAUGCAAAAUGACUCCUGUUUUAUAGAGGGGCUGCAGGUGAAGGCUGAAUCUGACGUCUGUACUCUGGAUGAUGAUACUGAAUCCUGUAGCCUAGAUGAAAAUGCUGUUGUACGCAGUACAAGAGUUGCUGAUCUACAAAGAGAGGUAUGUGACCAAGGUGACCUGACUGGAGAGUACGUUGAGCUAGCAGGUUUAAAAAAUGUGCUUGAUGAUCUAGAGGUUUGUGACAGAUUUCUGCACUGGCAAUCUGCCUUACAACUGUCAUCUAAGAAAGAGAGUGAUUUUCAGGAGCUUGUAGAUCAUUCCAAUACGGACAUUAAUCAGUCUUUUUCAUCUGUAUUGCCUCCAUUUGUUCCUCAUGAGCUAACCAGAGAGUUGGAGUAUCACUAUUCAGAUCUCAGAAUGUUGAGGGUAUCUCCCGACACUGUGCAAAAGACUCUCAAACAUUUAGCAGGUAUGUAGAAGAGGAGAUAUUGGGUGUUCUUAUGGCUAGCUUGUUAAAAAUAUCAUGCUAUGGCUAAUUUUUUAAUUUUGAGCUCCUGCAAUAAUGUUAACUUUGAAAUAAGUGUAUUUAAAUCCCCAGAUCUUUUAUUGGAUGAACCAUUUGAUUUUUCAUUGCAUUCUUUAUGACAGUGUUUAGAACUGAAUUACAUGGAGGAGUCUGAUAUUAGAGUCAGUUUAUUUCUGUAUUCCUUUUUGUGACUUGAAGGGAAAAAAGAAACUAAUUGAGCACAAGAGAAGAGUGGAUCCAAAUAAGUUUGUAGAGAGGAAACUGAGAAAUCACUUUUGAGGUAGAAAGCAAGAUUAUCUGCUGAGGGAAGCAGGAAGUGGUAAAGAAGGGUUGGAGGUUUGAGGUGAGUGGCUUGGUGCAGGUUCAGAAUUUACGUUAAAGUGAAUAGGGGUUGGAGCUGACCAAGGGCAAGCAGAAGAAUUGGCAGAUAGUUCUGAGAAGUCAGCUGAGGUGGGAGAUGAUUUUGUAAAGUUGUCAGCCUUAAUAGAAUCUCUGAUCUUUGUCUGCUAAAGGACUACAGAAGGUGAGUUAUAGGAUUGAUCUCUGGUUGAGGGAUUUAUUGAUUGGGUGGAUGUGAUAGAUGGAAAGCAGUGGAAGGGAAUCAGUAAGAGUUGAUCACCUUGGUUUCAGCCUGCUUGGAGAGAGAGAGAAGAAAAACCACAAGAGUUAUUGGAGAAAGUAGAAGGUACAGUGAUUUAUUUAUGAAGUUGAAUAGAUGAGGUGGAUAUAUUUAUGGAAAGAGCUAGAAUAAUAGGUAAUUUUGGUCAGAUUGAGGUGGUACAUUUAUUUAUUUAUUUAUUUAUUUAUUUUUAUUUAUCUAUUUAUUUACUUUUUAAUUUACAUCCAAGUUAGCAUAUAGUCCAACAAUGAUUUCAGGAGUAGAUUCCUUAAUGCCCUUUACCCAUUUAGCCCACCCCCCUCCCACAACCCAUCCAGUAAUCCUCUGUUUGUUCUCCAUGUUUAAGAGUCUCUUAUGUUUUGUCACCCCCUGCCUGUUAUUAUGUUAUUUUUGCUUCCCUUCCCUUAUGUUCAUCUGUUUUGUCUCUUAAAGUCCUCAUAUGAGUGAAGUCAUAUGAUAUUUGUCUUUCUCUAAUUUCGCUCAGCAUAAUACCCUCUAGUUCCAUCCAUGUAGUUGCAAAUGGCAAGAUUUCAUUCUUUUUGAUUGCCAAGUAAUACUCCAUUGUGUGUGUGUGUGUGUGUGUGUGUGUGUGUGUGUGUGUGCGUGUGUACAUAUACCACAUUUUCUUUAUCCAUUCAUCCAUCGAUGGACAUUUG